Molecule: messenger RNA, 540 nt
Organism: Ramularia collo-cygni
Lineage: Eukaryota; Fungi; Ascomycota; Dothideomycetes; Mycosphaerellales; Mycosphaerellaceae
Exons: 1
Coding region: 1-540 (179 amino acids)
Source: RefSeq, a predicted model, not a curated record
AUGGCAGACCACACGCCCGCCUCAGAAAAACCAAGCCACGUCCUCUCCGACACAGACCGCACCCGCAUCUCAGCCAACGUAGCCCAAACCUUUCUCGAAACCUACCACGACGCCCUCCUCUCCAACCGCUCCACCUUGGCAUCCUUCUACCACCCAACAAUCCCCUCCCCAACACCCAACCGCACCAUCCCUCUAAUUUCCUACAACGGCACCCUGCUGCACUCCGGUGAAGAUUUCCAAAACGCCUACGAAUCCAUGCCGUACACCUACCACGAAGUCCAAAGUAUGAAUGCCAGCAUCAUCAAUCCGUGUUUGGAUCCCGGGAAAUCGAGGACUAAAGGGGAGGCGGAGAGGAAUUGUAGUGUUGCGGUGCAGGUUAGUGGGUUUGUUAGGUUGAAUGAGAGGAAGGAGGGGGAGAUGAGGGGUUUUGCGGAGAGUUUUGUGUUGGUACCUAGUUCGGAGGAGGUGAGAGGGAGGGCUGGAGCGGGGAGGGGGAGGGAUUGGGUUGCUGUUAGUCAGUGCUUUCGGUGGGUUGUUUGA